AUGAAUGUAUGUAUCAUAACACUGCUACGAUUAGUGCUGGUACACGACGCAGCGAAUGACGGUGAAGUCACAAAGGCGGGUACCUACGCUAUAAUCUUCUCGACUAUCGAGGUUAACGUCGCCAUCAUCUGCGGAUCGCUGCUCGUCAUGGAGCCUCUGUUUGCACGUUUCCUUCCAGAUCUCAUCUCCGACCAACCCAUGUCCGCGGCGGAGGACGGACGGACAUGCAGAGCCUUGACCGGCUUGGAUCUCCUCAGUGGAGGCACGGAAGGUGACGCGGAGAAGGCGCAAAGUGGCGGGAGGCGGGACACCUUGAUUGACACGGAUACGUUCGCUACGACCAAAGAGAUGAAGAGGCUCAUGAAGGGGCUGGGGGACAGCAAGCGAAACACUAUGUAG
Molecule: messenger RNA, 399 nt
Organism: Alternaria rosae
Lineage: Eukaryota; Fungi; Ascomycota; Dothideomycetes; Pleosporales; Pleosporaceae
Exons: 3
Coding region: 1-399 (132 amino acids)
Source: RefSeq, a predicted model, not a curated record